UAAAAAGUAUGCAAAUAUAAAGUUAGAGUUGAAAGAAAAACAACUUUUAAUCAGCAAAAUUUUGAAUUCGUACUUCUCGACAACGCAUUGACGAAGAAUUAUCGAAAAUGGCCAAUAACAACGUAAAUGAUAUAACUACAAUCCAUCAAACCAAACAUAUCAAUAAUGAUACGGUAUUGCAAUAUGUACAACUAGUGGAUCAGUUUGAUGGCAAGUGCGAUGUCAUUACUGCUGAAGCAUGGCUCAAAUCAGUAAACAAGCUACGAAUGUUCUCUAACCUGGACGACACCACUGUUCUAAUUACCAUGUGCAUUAAUUUCAAAGGAGAAGCUCAAAAAUGGUGGAACCAAAUAGAAGACACCACUAAAACUUGGUGUGCGUUUGAAGAAAAGUUCAAAGACAAAUAUAUACAUAAUGGCAUCAAGCGUGGACGAAAAUCAAAGAAAUAAAUCAACAGCCGACAGAAGACGUAGCAAGCUUCAUACAAAAAUUGAAUCAACUAUUUACAGCAGUCGAAUAAGUAUCGAUGAAUCUAAACGAUGCUUUUCAUAUCAUCUAUUACCCUACUAUCGCCUACGAUCUAGAAAAAGAAAUUAAGAAAGGACAAAU
Messenger RNA from Mycotypha africana, 609 nucleotides. RefSeq lists its product as uncharacterized. The coding region runs from base 108 to 449 and encodes 113 amino acids. The record is from RefSeq and is a predicted model, not a curated record. Lineage: Eukaryota; Fungi; Mucoromycota; Mucoromycetes; Mucorales; Mycotyphaceae. The transcript has a single exon.